GCAUUACAAACUAAGUUAGCAAUAUUAACUCAUAACAUUUUGGACUUCAAUUGGUCACCUUAAGCAAAAUGUCUGAGAAUACUGAGAAAGUGGAAAGUUCAUGCGAUGCACGGCGUAGAAUAUUAAACAUAGCUGUCUCAACGGUUCUCCUAGAAACUGGCUUUCACGCUACGGAUAAAAUGUCUUUAGAAACACUAACAGAAAUAGUUCAAUGUUUUUUAACAGAAGUUGGUAAUUCAGCGAAAGGCUAUUGUGAACUCUCCGGAAGGGUGGAACCAGUUAUCGGCGAUGUCAUGAUGGCAAUUAUUAAUAUGGGUAUUAAUCUUCAAGGUAUCGAGCAAUAUGCUGCUCGUCCAAAUAGACAUGUAAUUCAACCUCCCCAGCAAGCGCCUGUGCCACGCACACCAGCCAUGUUGUCUGCUGGGUCAAAAGCUAAACCAGCACCUCACAUACCAUUUCAUCUGCCACCAUUACCUGAUCCACAUGCUUAUAUUAGAACACCUACACACAAACAACCAGUGACAGAGUAUGAAGCAAUUAGAGAGAAAGCUGCUAACCAAAAGCGAGAUAUUGAACGUGCAUUAACAAAAUUUUUGGCCAAAACCAGUGAGACACACAAUUUGUUCAAUACAGAUGAUAAUCAAGUAUUUCCAUUAAUAGCAUGUAAGCCAACUUUUCCAGCAUACUUGCCAUGUCUGUUGCCAACAGAUCAAGUAUUUGAUUUUGAUGAACUUGAGUAUCACUUCCAAGUUGCUAAUAGAACUGAAGAUAUGCCUGCUGAUAAAAAAGAUCAAUCUGACAAUGAAGGCGAAAAUGGAGGUGACAAUGAAAAUGCGAAUAAUUCACAAUCUGAAAAUCAGGAUGCACCCACUUCGUCAAGUCCAGAAAGAAAUAAAACUUAGAUAUGAAUUUAGUUUAUAGAAACAUUGCCAGAUGUACAUAGCUUUACAUAGAAAUUAAAAUAAUCUAUUAUUACAA
This is a messenger RNA of Vanessa tameamea, 978 nucleotides long. It is a transcript of the gene Taf8, whose product is annotated as transcription initiation factor TFIID subunit 8. The record is from RefSeq and is a predicted model, not a curated record. Gene Ontology annotation, cellular component: transcription factor TFIID complex. Gene Ontology annotation, molecular function: protein heterodimerization activity. The transcript is spliced from 6 exons. Lineage: Eukaryota; Metazoa; Arthropoda; Insecta; Lepidoptera; Nymphalidae. Gene Ontology annotation, biological process: transcription initiation at RNA polymerase II promoter. The coding region runs from base 69 to 902 and encodes 277 amino acids.